AACUGAAGUUUGCAACUUUGAGAAGACAGAGUCCCCCGAAGCAAAUAAUGUUAAACCUCGCGGGGACUAGGGAACAAAUAAAGAUGAAGAUUGCAGUAUAACUAAUUUGACCAAACAGACGUGUCAAAACAACGUGCGUACUUAUCCAUCAAUCCAGGGGGGUGCUUCUGAUCUUAGCCGUCCUCUAUAAAAACUCAGAGAUAAAGAAAAAAGAGGAAGGGACAAGAAAUGAGGGAAGAUGAUGGCGGCCCAGAAAAUUCAGGGUCGAAGCAAUCAGGGCCGCACGAUUGGCUGACCAACUUCCACCGUGAUCUGAUGGCCGGGGCGGUGAUGGGUGGGGUGGUGCACACGAUUGUGGCUCCGAUAGAGAGAGCCAAGCUGUUGCUGCAGACCCAAGAGAGCAAUAUGGCCAUUCUUGGGGGAGGAAGGACCAAAUUCAAGGGCAUGUUGGAUUGUAUAGCCCGUACGGUUAGAGAAGAAGGCAUCUUGUCUUUGUGGAGAGGCAAUGGCAGCAGUGUUCUUCGUUAUUACCCUUCUGUAGCUCUCAAUUUUUCCCUCAAGGAUCUUUAUAGAAACAUGUUAAGGAGCGGAAGCUUAGAUGGUCAUUUUUUGUCUGGUGCACCUGCCAAUUUCAUUGCUGGGGCUGCUGCUGGUUGUACAACAUUGAUUAUAAUAUACCCCCUUGAUAUUGCACAUACCCGCCUUGCUGCUGACAUUGGAAGAAAUGAAGCCCGUCAAUUUCGAGGGAUCUACCAUUUCCUGGUCACCAUUCGCCAGAAGGAUGGGACUCGAGGCAUUUACAGAGGUCUUCCUGCCUCGCUACAGGGGAUGGUCGUUCACCGAGGACUUUAUUUUGGUGGCUUUGAUACAAUGAAAGAGAUCUUAUCAGAAAAUUCGAAGAAACAUGAGCUGGAGUUGCCACUGUGGAAACGUUGGGUAGUGGCUCAGGCAGUCACGACCUCUGCUGGAUUGUUGUCAUAUCCACUGGAUACAGUUCGGAGGAGGAUGAUGAUGCAGUCUGGCUUGGAACAGCAGAUGUACAGUGGUACUCUGGACUGCUGGAAGAAGAUUUAUAGGAAAGAAGGGGUAGUUUCAUUUUAUCGUGGUGCAGUUUCUAACAUGGUUAGGAGUACUGGCGCAGCUGCCAUCUUGGUUUUAUACGACGAGGUCAAGAAGUUCAUGCAUUGGGGCGGAUUAUAACACGAAUAUCGUUGUGAUCUCUUCCCUGUCGCUUCAGCUUAACAGAAGGAUUAGAGUAGUGGAUACUAGAAUGAAGCAGUGGGAUUUACAGCAGGAAAAUCUUGUAAAAAUUAGCAGAUGAGUUUUGAUGGUGUAGUUUCGUAACAUGCUGUGGUGACAUUCUUUUUGCCGCUUUGCUUUUCGAGGCUCUGGCACUGAUUUUUACGUCAUGAAAUUAAAAUUUGACUUGGAAUAA
This is a messenger RNA of Rosa rugosa (rugosa rose), 1435 nucleotides long. Its product is annotated as probable ADP,ATP carrier protein At5g56450. NCBI's taxonomy places the organism in Eukaryota, Viridiplantae, Streptophyta, Magnoliopsida, Rosales, Rosaceae. Gene Ontology annotation, cellular component: mitochondrial inner membrane. Bases 229 to 1200 code for a protein of 323 amino acids. Gene Ontology annotation, molecular function: ATP:ADP antiporter activity. The record is from RefSeq and is a predicted model, not a curated record. Gene Ontology annotation, biological process: mitochondrial ADP transmembrane transport; mitochondrial ATP transmembrane transport. The transcript is spliced from 3 exons.